AUGAAGCUGUUCAUUCUAUCAAUUGAUUUUUCUUUGUUUUUUUUUUUUGUUUUUCUUUUGUUGCUUUUUUUUGGUUUUAUUUGUUGUUUUUUUUUUUGGUUUUCUUUGUUGCUUUUUUUUUUGGUUUUCUUUGUUGCUUUUUUUUUUGGUUUUCUUUGUUGCUUUUUUUUUUGGUUUUCUUUGUUGUUUUUUUUUGUUUUCUUUGUUGCUUUUUUUUGUUUCCUUUGUUGCUUUUUUUUUUUGGUUUUCUUUGUUGCUUUAUUUUUUUUUGGUUUUCUUUGUUGCUUUAUUUUUUUUUGGUUUUCUUUGUUGCUUUAUUUUUUUGGUUUUUCUCCCCUUUAUUUUUUGGUUUCUUUGUCACCCCUUUAUUUUUUUUUUGGUUUUCUUUGUUGCUUUUCUUUUUGGUUUUCUUUGUUGCUUUUCUUUUUGGUUUUCUUUCCCCUUUUCUUUUGGUUUUCUCCCUUUUCUUUUGGUUUUUUUUUUGCUUUUCUUUUGGUUUUCUUGCUUUUCUUCCCCACUCCCCUUUAUUCCUUUUUUUUUUUUGUUUUCUUUUGUUGCUUUUUUGUUUUUCUAUUUGCUUUUUGGGGGUUGUUGCUUUUUUGGUUUCUUUGUUGCUUUUUUUUUUUUUUUUUUCUUUGUUGCUUUUUUGUUUUCUUUGUUGCUUUUUUUGGGGUUGUUGUUGCUUUUUUUUGUUUUCUUUGUUGCUUUUUUUUUGUUUUCCUUGUUGCUUUUUUGUUUUCUUUGUUGCUUUUUUUUUUUUUUUUCUUUGUUGCUUUUUUUUUUGUUUUUCUUUGUUGCUUUUUUUGUUUUCUUUGUUGCUUUUUUUGUUUUCUUUGUUGCUUUUUUUGUUUUCUUUGUUGCUUUUUUUGUUUUCUUUGUUGCUUUUUUUGUUUUCUUUGUUGCUUUUUUGGGGGGGUUGUUGCUUUUUUUGUUUUCUUUGUUGCUUUUUUUUUGGUUUUCUUUGUUGCUUUUUUUUUGGUUUUCUUUGUUGCUUUUUUUUUUUUGUUUUUUUUUGUUGUUCAUUGUUGA
Molecule: messenger RNA, 1029 nt
Organism: Acanthosepion pharaonis
Lineage: Eukaryota; Metazoa; Mollusca; Cephalopoda; Sepiida; Sepiidae
Source: the annotation of a GenBank genome assembly